UCAGUUUCGGUUCGAGCGUAAGAAUGAGAACAUUGUUCGGGUGCUGGAGGCCUUCGAGGUUAGCAUGGUUGGUAGUGUUAGAAACACUUUACGUUACCAGCGAGCUCAUUCCAAUCGAUCUCUCUAUCUUUGGAACCACUCUGUACCGCUUGAUCGAUACAUCCGUAGAUUCACUCGUUCGCAAUCAUGACCCAUUGUCGGAGCGCGAGCCCUGGGAGCUGGGUAAUCUUGUUGGUGGAGAUAUGAGACUUCCAAGGCCUCGGUAUCAGAAUGCGCUGGCUGGACCUCCGGAUGCGGCUUACCGUUGGCCAAAUGCGACUGUGGUCUAUUCGAUCGAUGGAAGCUUUAACUCGUCUGAAUUGGAGUUUAUUAGUGGAGCUAUGCGAGAGUUCGAACGUUACACCUGUGUUCGGUUUCGACGACGACGUACGAAAGAGCCCGGACUGGAUGUUGCUUACGUUUCGAUCGACAACUCUGACGCUGGCUGUUGGAGUGAUGUGGGCCGAGGUGUUGAACGGACCUUUGUGAAUCUUCAGCCAGGGUGUGCCAAUUCUUUAACAACUCCUGUGCAUGAGUUGAUGCAUACUCUCGGCUUCUAUCACGAACAUAAUCGGCUCGAUCGUGAUCGUUACAUUACGGUCCUUUACAGCAACAUGCUACCGGAUGAGUCCCUGCAGAGCAAUUUCGAUCUGGUUGAUCCAAAAAACACAACCACCUUUAACGUACCGUACGAUCUGGGCAGCAUCAUGCACUAUCGGAAGGAUGCGUUUUCCAAACAACCAACCGUACUGGACACAAUGCGUGCCAAAGUGCCCUGGGAAGGGGAACUCGGACAGCGGGACACCCUCUCGUGGUACGAUGCUUUGCUGAUCAACAUCAUGUACUGUGGUGUGCAGAUACCGGUGGAACCACUACCGAUUCCGUCACGCUGGAUACCAGCCCGGGCUCACGGGCGUAAGGAUCGAUUCCGGUAUCGACGCGUAUUGCGAGACCGAGCAGGUCACUAAACCUUGUUUUAGGUUAGCCACUUUACAAGUUGUUGCGACACUAAUGUAAAUGAAUGGUAAUAGAUCGGUUGAUGGGUUUAUGCGAUGUGUGUUACCUACCGGA
Anopheles stephensi (Asian malaria mosquito) is the source of this 1110-nucleotide messenger RNA. RefSeq names its product low choriolytic enzyme-like. Gene Ontology annotation, molecular function: zinc ion binding; metalloendopeptidase activity. NCBI's taxonomy places the organism in Eukaryota, Metazoa, Arthropoda, Insecta, Diptera, Culicidae. Bases 24 to 1007 code for a protein of 327 amino acids. Gene Ontology annotation, biological process: proteolysis. The record is from RefSeq and is a predicted model, not a curated record. The transcript is spliced from 4 exons.